Molecule: messenger RNA, 2628 nt
Organism: Salvelinus sp. IW2-2015
Lineage: Eukaryota; Metazoa; Chordata; Actinopteri; Salmoniformes; Salmonidae
Source: RefSeq, a predicted model, not a curated record
CUUCACGAGGAUCUGAUGAAGGUUCUGAACGAGCUCUACACGGUGAUGAAGACAUACCACAUGUACAACACAGACAGUAUCAGCUCUGAGAACAAACUGAAGGAUGCAGAGAAACAGGAGGAGAAGCAGAUGGGGCGUUUCGGUCGUCAGGACGACAGACAGACUCCCAGGUCACCUGACACACUGGCCAGCGUCAAGACGGAGGAGAAACAUGUCCGACGCUCCUCGGUCAAGAAGAUAGAGAAGAUGAAGGAGAAGAGGCAGGCUAAGUACACAGAGAACAAGCUGAAAGCGGUCAAGGCGAGGAAUGAGUACCUGCUGGCUCUGGAGGCCACCAACAGCUGUGUCUUCAAAUAUUACAUCCACGACCUGUCUGACAUCAUAGACUGCUGUGACCUGGGCUACCAUGCCAGUCUCCACCGUGCGUUGCGGACCUACCUGUCAGCCGAGAUGAACGUGGAGGCAUCUAAACACAGCGGUCUGGAGGGCCUGGAGAGGGCAGUAGAGAGCCUGGAGCCCAACGGGGACAAGCAGAGACUGAUGGAAACCUACAACAACGUCUUCUGUCCCCCCAUGCGCUUCGACUUCCAGUCACACAUGGGAGACACGAUGGGGGUAGUAUGUGCCCAGCAGCCGUUAGAGGGGGAGUUACUCCAGAGGUGUCAGCAGCUGCAGUCCCGUCUCUCCACCCUCACGAUCGAGAACGAGGAGGUGAAGAAGACUAUGGAGGCCACUCUGUCGACCAUCCAGGACAUGGUCACCGUGGAGGACUAUGACGUCAGCGAAUGUUUCCACCACAGCAACUCCAUGGAGUCGGUCAAGUCCACCAUGAGCCCCCGAGAAGAUCAGCGACAGGAGGAACUCUGCACUACGGAAGCAGGAUGCUUGGCUCAGGUCAUCCCUCUGAUGGGUGGAGAGCUGUAUCCGCUUCAUCAGUCGCCAAUGCUCACAAUGAGGGGCAUCUUCAAGAGUGUCUGGCUCUCAGAGUUGGAGGAGGCCUGGACCACGCCCUCUUCCCCAAGGAAGUCUUCCAAUGACCUCAAAUAUCCUGCCUUAAUGGAGAACCUGCAGGAGAGGGCUGUCCACAUCAGGAAGGUUCUGCUGUCUCUGCCCAGCAACACUCUCAUCAUCAUGAGAUACCUGUUUGCCUUGCUCAACUACCUGUCCCGGUACAGUGAGGACAACAUGAUGGAUCCGUAUAACCUGGCCAUCUGUUUCGGGCCCACACUGAUGUCAGUCCCAGAGAGCUGUGACCAGGUGUCCUGCCAGGCCCACGUUAAUGAGCUCAUCAAGACCAUCAUCAUCCACCACGACGGGGUCUUCCCCGGGCCACGGAACCUGCAGGGGCCCGUCUACAUCAGCCCAGGGGCCACUGACGAGUACUGUGAUCCCCACUGUGAGCCCCCCCUGGUGGACAUACCUGCUCCUGACACCAUCUCUGUCAUCCACAACAGCGAUGAUGGUGAGUACACAGCAAUAUGUACACACACACACACACGCUUGGAAGAUAACUUGUUCUUCCGUGAGGUGGGCCCGCCGGAGGUGUGGAAAGGAGGAAGUACAAACCAGUAUAGACCAGUACAGACCAACAUAGAGAAGAUGAGAGAAAGGAGUUCUAGUUGGCUUGGCUGUAGUCUGAUGUGUGUGUGUUCCAGGCCGGACGGGGGCAGAGGCAGUCCGAAGACUGAAGCAGAGUUGCAGGAGGAGAGAGUGUCCACUAGGGGCACCGCUGCCUCUCCUACUGGAGCUCAUGUAGCGGACAUCUACCUAGCCAACCUCAACAAGAUGAGGAAGAGGCCUGAGUUGGGGAGUAUUCGUAGGACCUUUUGGGGGUCUGAGGGGGUCCAGGGAGGUGAUGUGUCCCUGUCUGGGGCGACAGGAGGGGGCGUAAGGACGGCCAGUCUGCCGGUGGGAGGGGCUCUGGUGAAGGAGGGCGGCGACAAGCGACCGGUCAGCGCCCACAGUGUCCUCAACUCCUCAAUCACGCGUCACUCUUCUCUCAAGACCAAGGUGGAGAGCCCUCAGUUCUGCAAGGCGACUACCACGGGCCGCUCUAAGAGCUUCAGCAACCACCGGCCCCUGGAUCCUGAGGUCAUCGCUCAGAUGGAGCCCACCUCACAGGAUAUCGAGGCGGCUAUGAGCUCUGCUCUGAGUGAGCUGAAAGAGCUGGAGAGGCAGAGCAGUGUCAAGCACACGCACACCCCCGACGUGGUGCUGGACACACUGGAGCAGCUGAAGGGUGUGUGUGGGGGUGGCGGCGCGUCCGAGCCCUCCAGUCCCCUCCACUCCCGUCUGCUGAGGGACAGCGAGGGUGCAGGGUCUCCACACUCACACCCCCUCCAACGCAGCGCCUCGUCCGCUAGCGACGUCCCCUCCUCCUUCCGCCCCUCCAAGCCCAGGAGCCCCCUGCCCUCUUCCGCGUCCUCCUCUCUCGCCUCCUCAGCCCUCGCUUUCUCCACUCCCUCCUUCCGAGAGCCUCGUCCUCCAGCCACGCGGCCCAAGCCGGUGGUCUUCCCCAAGGGUGGAGGAGGCGGCAGUCCGGCUAUGGGCUCCCCAACCACCACUGUCCCCCCAACCCCUCCUACCCUCCACCCCACCCCAGCCAACGACAAGUCCUGCCCCGCCUGA